AUGGCGAGAUUGUCUGGGCCCUGCCGACCGAUAGGAAGCCGUAGUCUCGGGAGAAGUUGGGACGGGCGGGGACUUCGGUCCCAAAUCGUUUGGACGCCAGUCGUAGUGCUUGGCCUGAACUUGGAUAGGAGAUGGCUGGCGCCCUUUACAUCGAUCGUUGAGCCUGUCUCUGCAGUCGGAGUAGACUCGGUAUUCUUGAUGUCAAUCGUUAGGGGACGGCAUGAACAGUCGCCAGGAGGUGGAAGUUUUGGUUGCGGCCCAUUCCUUUUCCUUGCCGUGACCGCUGGGCUUCGGCACACUUUUAUAUGA
This is a messenger RNA of Prunus armeniaca (apricot), 309 nucleotides long. NCBI's taxonomy places the organism in Eukaryota, Viridiplantae, Streptophyta, Magnoliopsida, Rosales, Rosaceae. The record is from the annotation of a GenBank genome assembly.